Phaeodactylum tricornutum CCAP 1055/1 is the source of this 801-nucleotide messenger RNA. RefSeq lists its product with no specific name. Lineage: Eukaryota; Bacillariophyta; Bacillariophyceae; Surirellales; Neidiaceae. The record is from RefSeq and is a predicted model, not a curated record. Bases 1 to 801 code for a protein of 266 amino acids. The transcript is spliced from 2 exons.
AUGUUAGCAAGCACUGGACAAAUGACCAGCAGCACAGUCUUCUCGCAUCUUUUGGAUAAAGUUUUCUCAAUUCCCCAAGGGCAUCCGAUUCGGCUUAGCUUUGCUCAGCAAGGGUAUGAUACCGUGGAAGACCUUCUCGGUAUUUGUGAGAAUGAACUUGGUACCUUUGGGUAUGUUCCUCCAACAAGCUUGGACACCAAUGACAACCCCCAGUGGACCCCAUUGCUCAUGGCACACCGACAGAUCCUUCGCCAUUUUCUACGUUGGCAGGCCUCACUUGAACGGAAAAAGGGAAGUUCUUUAGACGAUUCUGAGCUCGUUGAGUUGACCAGUAGUGACUUUGCCUUCUAUAAACGGUCGGCACUUGGCCAAGUUUCAAGCGUAUUGACCACUACAACAUCUUCUUCGAGCGCCCCGGGCAUACCUAACAAACCUUGGUCGGUUUUGAACGGACAGAAGAAACCUGUUUAUUGUAAAGAAGAUGCAACUACCCUGUCUGUCAACAACACCAAUGCAAUCACGUACUGUUCGAGUGUACAUUCUGCAUUGAGAUCCGGAGCAACCAACCUUGACCUUAUGCCACAGGAUGGGGAGAGUAUUCCUAAACCCAUCAGCUUUGUCAAGCCCCUUGGAACUGAAACCAACAAUUCCUGUGCCUUUAAGGGUUUACCUGGUUUCACUCCUGACAACCUCAUUGGAAAAACUUUUCUAACCGACAGUCAGGAUGAUGGGGAGCUAUUUCGUGAACGGCAAACUUUCCCAACUGAUACUCAGGAUGAUGGGGAGCAACUGGACUUGUAA